AGCAAAAGCUUAGACCUCUAAAGUUUCUUUCCUGCUUACUGAUUCCUCUGCACUCUUGCAAAUACACUCUACAUUUGUGCUUAUUUCCCAUACAUUACACCUGGAAGAAUACAGGAAGAGCAAGGCUAACUUUUUAAAAUCUUCUAUUUUAUUUUUGCAGGUUGUUCAGAACUGAAUGGCCUUAAUAAAUGAAAUCACUGCACUUCCAGCUUUUUAAUGCAUUUAGAUAUUGAGCCUAGAUUACCUACCUAAAAAAAUAUAUAUAUUUGUGUGAGGUUUUUAAUGGCAGUUUAAUUGUUUAAAAUCUUAAACAGACCUUUAAGGAAAUUCAUUGGAUUCAUACCUUACCAUUUAUGGCCAUACACAGUGUAAUCGCUGUGAUUAAUAGAAGCACAGUGAAGUCAGUCUGAAUUUGGAAUACUAAGUGCACUGCUCCUCUCUUUCAUGGGAUUGCUUUUUUUCCGGGAUGUAAGUAGAAAGUGAUAAAUAUCUAAGACAAAGGGAAGAAAUUACUCCAUACACCAUAUAGAAAACACACUUUCUCUGUAAACCGAUGAAAUAAUUAUUGUUUGAAGUCCAUAAAUGAAUUUACGAUGGGAAAGAAACUUUUUAUGGCUCAAAAGCGAGGAGAGACACGAGCAGUAUGCUUGGGCAUUGGAAUGAUUAUAUGUUCGGUAAUGAUGUUUUUUCUGUUGGGAGUCACCAUUCUACCCAAGUAUAUAAAAAGUGUGUGGACUGCUGAAUCUACAUGUACCCUUGUACGAGCAACUUUCAAAGACAAAACAAACUGUAUCCAUAACAGCAAUACAAAACCUGAAAGUAUUUUAAAAUACCCAUGCCUGGAGGUGUUGGUAAAUCUUAAUUUUUCCGAAGACCUUUUAAUGCUCUAUCAUAAUGAAGAAUCUCCAGAAUGGAAUAACAAGUGUUCCUACAUACCCGAAUGCAAGCAAAACUACACAGAAGUAACAUUGCAUAUACAAGACAUUCAAAGGAAAUUUAAUAAAUCAUCUUCAUUUGUUUGCUAUUUUGACCCAAAAGGAAAAUAUAAGAGUACUAUAUUAAUGAGAAAAUUUGGACCCCAGAAGAUGAUUUCAUAUUUUUUUUGGCCAACGUCGAUGUUUGCUGUUGGACUUUGCGUGGUUAUUAUUGUUAAAAUCAGCCAAUAUUUUGCCAGGAUUUCUUUGCAAGCAAACUAAGCACUUGACAUUGUCAAAACCUAAACCAGCUAUUUUGUAUCUAAAAUGUAAUUGUUACGAUAGGUAGGUGGCUAAUGUUGAGUAGUGCUUACUAAAGACACAUGGACAAAUAUAAGCUGCUGCACAUAUUUAGUAACAUCUUGUGGAACAAAACUCACCCCAACAACCCUUGUUUUUACUGUAUCCCCCCUUCAUCUUGCAUUCCUCCUUAAAUUUUGAUACAAUUUUUUUUACCUUUUUUAUUUUUUUAUGUUUGUAGCUCUUCCGGGUUUCUGGCCACGUGUGCACAAGUGCCGACGAGCUGUAUAGUGACAAUCUUCUAGGAGCUGGCAGCAUUUCUGUACACAGACAAGAAUCUCACUGUACAUACAUAUGGGCCACUAGUACCUGCCAGGUCCAGGAUACCUGGAAGACAUUGGCGGCACAUACAUGAGAGAUUUGGGUACUUAUGUUAGUUUUUAGUUAUAUGUAAACAAACAGUUGCUAAUUUUUGAAGGACUACACAUCGAAAUAUAUUUUUUUUCCAUUUGUUGAGUUUUAGUAGGGAAGCUGGGAAUUUUUUGCAAAAACACUCUGUAUGACUAGUGUCACUAUUUUAUACCAAAUAUGGCCUGUUUUCACAAAAACUAUUGCAGAUAAAGUUCAAGAAACUGACAAUUUCUUGAAAAUCCAAGGAUCUCACAAUAUUGUGUGACAGCACUACCGUUGUUGCCUUUUGUAGAAAAAAUAAGUCCAGCUAUUUUUUUUUUGUCUGAGGAGCUGACAAUUUUACGUAGGGCUCAGUGUCACUAUUUGUAGAAUAGACGGAAGUAGAAAAGUAAAAAUGUAAGUGAUACAUUUCCUUCAUUGCCUGAAUAUAUUUUUAGGACAAGAAUUACAAAACACUUAUUUUCUUUUGCAAUGUAUAGUAACAGUAUAUCAAGCAAACCCCCCCAAUCUUCCUCAUUAAUUUGCUCAAAAUGUGCAACUUCAUAAGGGUUUAUUCAGCCAUAUAUGGCAGAAAAAUGACAGAAGGGGGGCUUAAAUACCAUCUAGAUCUCCCCUAUAUGGGCAAGUAGGUAGUCGCACCUCACUGGUGAACUGAUUUUAGAGGUCAAAGGGUCUCCUAAACAGUUCCACUGUGCAUGCAAUGAGAAUAUUCACACCACUGCCAUGGUAUUAUUGCCUCAAUUUAGCAGGGGUGCCAAAGAGUCCGAUGCCUAUCGGCAUCAGACAUCGAUGCUUUCUGAGGGAGGUCCCAGUUUUUUUUACAAUAAUUUUCACUUCGGUAAAUGUUAAUUAACGAUUCUCAGUGAGUCCUUAAUAAACAUACACCUGGGUUUCUUUUAAGAAAGGCUUUUAUCUUAUUUGGAGCUGAAAUCUAAUUGCAAAACUUGUGGACUUGUACCGUCAGUGUCACUAUUUAUAGAUAGAUCUAAAGUCUGUUUCCAAUAAUUUCUUGUCAUUCUGUUCUAAGAAGGUAGGUGUUAUCUUUUCAAAACCCUAUGCUAAAAAAAAAAGCUUGUUUUCUCAAAAAUACUUUCAGGUUUAGUCAAAACAACUGAUGAUUUCCUGUAGAUUACUAUGACUGUCUGUCUAAAUAAAUGAAAUCUGUUUUCACAA
Messenger RNA from Rana temporaria (common frog), 2798 nucleotides. It is a transcript of the gene KCNMB1, whose product is annotated as potassium calcium-activated channel subfamily M regulatory beta subunit 1. The record is from RefSeq and is a predicted model, not a curated record. NCBI's taxonomy places the organism in Eukaryota, Metazoa, Chordata, Amphibia, Anura, Ranidae. Bases 594 to 1196 code for a protein of 200 amino acids. Gene Ontology annotation, cellular component: membrane; voltage-gated potassium channel complex. The transcript is spliced from 5 exons. Gene Ontology annotation, biological process: detection of calcium ion; potassium ion transport. Gene Ontology annotation, molecular function: potassium channel regulator activity; calcium-activated potassium channel activity.